This is a messenger RNA of Penicillium manginii, 804 nucleotides long. It is a transcript of the gene rbd2, whose product is annotated as rhomboid protease family protein RBD2. The record is from RefSeq and is a predicted model, not a curated record. Gene Ontology annotation, molecular function: serine-type endopeptidase activity. The transcript is spliced from 6 exons. NCBI's taxonomy places the organism in Eukaryota, Fungi, Ascomycota, Eurotiomycetes, Eurotiales, Aspergillaceae. Gene Ontology annotation, cellular component: membrane. The annotation marks the transcript as partial.
UGCACUUCCCCCUUGCCUUUCAAUCCCUCCCGGGUCCGAUCAUACUUGGUGCGGCUGCCGCUUUUUACCCGCCUUGUGCUCUUGGUGAUCUUCGCUUUCUGGUUGUUGGAAUUGCAAACAAUGUGGAGUGUCGUACAAUGGGGAGCGCUGAUCCCGGACGAAAUUAACCUUGGAACGAUGUAUCGUCUGAAUACGUUUCCUUUGAUCCACACUGGUUUUUUCCACGCGUUGUUGAAUGCCCUGGCCCUGACGCCACUUUUGGAGCGGUUUGAAGCGGAACAUGGCACGCUGACAUCCAUUGCCUUGUUUGUCGGUCCACUCUCCACCUUCCCCGCCGGUAUCUACCUCCUGAUCGAGAAGCUUAUCCUGCACAGCAACACGUCUGUGGUUGGAUCAAGCAUCUGGGUGUUCUUGCUCCUCGGAUCCGAAGCCAUCCGAACCUAUAAAUCGAACCCCCACUUCAGCCUCGGCCCAUACAAGAUCCCUACUUGGACUUCGCCUUUGUUUGCAUGUGUGGUUCUUUCCAUUUUAGUAUCCAACGUGAGCUUCCUUGGCCAUCUCUGCGCCAUUCUCAUCGGAUAUCUCUUUGGUCUCGGAUACUUAAAGUUCCUGGUGCCACCCGAGAAGAUCCUGCGAUGGAUCGAGGGUAAGCUGAACCUCCUCGGCCGACUGCCGCACUAUAUCUCUGUCGACCAAAAGACCUUUGGACGCUAUGGUGUUCUCCCCUCGUCUAACAACGCGGCCAAUGGCAACAACGGCACCCCCAUGAGCUUCCUGGGCACCAACCAGCGUCUUGGUGCAUGA